GCAGCUCAUGAUCCUCCAGUAGUUGGUCAGCACGCCACAGGGCACGGGGCAGGGCCAGGGUGCCGCCGAGGGGCUGCCAGGACACACGGAAAACAAGUCAAUCACACGUUCGCCACACGCCACCAAGCCUCUCGCCACUACGCGCCUCCCUCCCGGCUAACACACGCCACUGGCCACCUUGAAAUGCUUAUACACGUAAAGCCCGUGGGCUGCAACGCCUCCCUCGGUGACGUGAGCACCGAGGAGGAAAUACGCGUCGCCCGAACCUCCGCAACGCAGCCUCGUCCUCCGCGGCCCUCCUCCUCCCUCCACAUCUCCUCGCCCUCGUCCCCCACCUCGCCCUCGCCCUCGCCGCCGCCCUCCACGGGAGUGACGUCACGCCCCGCGCCCGCCGCCCUCCGUCCCCCGCUCAGGCCACACACGGGUCUUCUCAGCGUCCCGUCUCCAUUGAUUUUACUUGACGCCCGGCGCUGCGGCAUGGACCCCACGCGGAGACACUUCAUCAACCAGCUCCCAGACUACGCCGGAGGGGAUGUCAGCCUGCCGAGCGCUGAGCUGCUGACCCGCCGAGUGCUGGACCACGUCAAAACCAUCAGCACCAAGUGGGACAAGACAGCGAGGAACUGUGAUGGGGGCCUGUACGUGGGCCUCACGGGGGCUGUCUACACCUACCACCGGCUGGCAGGCAUCCCUCAGCUGGCCGCAGAGAAGGAGCGGCUGAUGGAGCUGGCCCGGGACCUGCUCGUAGUCAUCACGCGUUCCAUCAGCCACCACAAGUUGGACGUCGCUGCCUUCACGCUCGGAAAUGCUGGCACUUAUGCUGUUGCUGCCGUCAUCUAUAAGGAGCUGGGUAACCUGGAGGAUAGCAAAAUAUACCUGAACAAGUUCAUUGGUCUGGCCCAUAUAGUAACACCUAUCGAGUGGCUGUCCUGCGGUGGAGAUGAAUUUUUGGUGGGCCGUGCGGGCUACCUUGAAGGUGUUCUUUGGCUCCGUGCAAAAUUAGGUGCAAAGAUAUUGGAGGAUGCAAAGCUGUUCCCCAUCUUGGACGUGAUGGUAGAGUCUGGCAAACGGUACUCCCAGGCCCACCAUAGCUGUGUCCCCCUCAUGUACCAGUACUACCAGACAGAGUACCUUGGGGCAGCACAUGGUGUGUCUGGCAUCCUGGUCAUGCUCCUCUGUUUCCCAGAAUGGCUGAACAGUCGUCCCGAGUCCAAGGCUCUGAUCAAGAAGGCCCUGGAUGCGUUGAUUGCCCUUCAGCAGCCCAAUGGUAACUUCCCUGCCUCCAUGGAUGAGGUUGGGGUAAGCAGAGGUCGGAGAAGAGACGAGCUGGUUCACUGGUGUCAUGGAGCCCCUGGGUUUGUGUACAUGCUUGCCAAAGGCUACAUGGUGUUUGGAGACAAGAAGUACCUGGAUUCUGCCCUCAGAUGUGGGGAAGUUACCUGGGAGAAGGGCUUGUUAACCAAAGGACCAGGCAUCUGUCAUGGUGUGGCUGGCUCUGGGUAUGUGUUCCUCACCCUGUACCGACUGACACAGGACCCAAAGCACCUGCACCGGUCCAUUCAGUUCUUCCACUUCAUCUACACGGAGGAGUUCAAGCAGGCACGCACCCCUGACUGCCCUUACAGCCUUUUUGAGGGGGUGGCGGGCACGGCUUGCUAUGUUGCUGACCUUCUCAAUCCCAUGCAGUCUUCUUUCCCUCUCUUUGACAUUUUUUAAUACUUAACACCUGUCUGAAGUGUUGUAACAUUAACUGGAUAAGUUUUUAAUUAAGUGCCAGGGGGUUUUACCUCCAUUUUACUGGCUCCUAAACUUGUGUAGCUUUGUUUCUAACAUAUGUGUUUGCUAUCAGGGUUUAAUCCAAAAAUGGAGUAUCCCUGGAAGAGUGAGGGUUCUCAACUCUCCACCGACAUUGCAGUCACUUUUUUUCCCUUGCUGUGCCCUCAUGCCCUUCCUCCCACCAAAAGCAACAUUUGAAUCUGGUGUACUGAACUUUCCAUCAGUGACCGCUGCAAGCUUCCAGUCCCUUUCCGUAUGGUAUGUUGAAUGUAUACUUCCAUAUCCGGGAAGUACAUAGUAACCUGCUAGCUAUUACCAAGACAUGGAAUAGUAAGCAGAUAUGGCUUAAUAUUAUUACACCUUAUGCCUAAGCCUCUCCCUUGUAUUGAGGCUUAAUGGGGCUGUGAUACUAAACUUUCAAAUGUGUGUACCUGAUUUCACCUUAAUUUGUGUCCUCUGGAAUUUUCAUGUUUCUCAAAUGCCUUUCAUCAAAAUGUAAUAAUAAAGGUCUUCUGACAGACAAAGAAUGUCUUCUUAGUGACUAAACAGGACACAGUAAUGAAAACAUCUUGAUCAGGUAUGGACCAUUUUGUUCAAUUCAAAUACAAUUAAAAAGAACUUAUAAUUAGAUUAUAUUUAGAAUAUAGAAAACUUUCUACUGAAAAUACACAACUUUCUCCAAACGCUAAUGUAAAUUAACCAGUCACUGAAAUUUACACAUGAAUCCAUGAUUCUGAAUGACAUGUUCAUGACAUAAUGGCAACACUGAAAAAUAAAGUGACCCAAGCGCUCAGAACCCGACCAACGGAGUGAUUGACUGACUGUCCGGCGCUAACGCCGCUUUCUCUGUCUUGUGGGGGAACGAAAUAAUAUUUGUUAAAAUUGCACCAUACCAUUCCAUUCUCUCCUAAGGUCUAGAACAAUUAGUCAUUUCACUAGUUUUACAAAUGUAAUAAGCGAGCAAGUUCAAGGUAUACAGUGCUCUAUCAUACAAACUUGCCAAAGUUUUCAGCAUUUCACCACAUAAACAUAUUCAACUCUUUAAUUAAAGAGAUUCAUUCCAUUGCAAAAAUUGCAUAAUGAAGCAGUUCAGCAAAUGCCAAGAUAGCAAUUUGUGUGAUGAAUCUAGCAUUAAGAGUGGUAGUUUUAUGAAAAAAAUGAAGUGUGAAAGCCUCAAGACUGCUGUGAUGAGAAAAAUAGAGUAGAAAUUGUACAAUGACAAUG
Eriocheir sinensis (Chinese mitten crab) is the source of this 3000-nucleotide messenger RNA. RefSeq names its product lanC-like protein 3. The record is from RefSeq and is a predicted model, not a curated record. Lineage: Eukaryota; Metazoa; Arthropoda; Malacostraca; Decapoda; Varunidae. Gene Ontology annotation, cellular component: plasma membrane. The transcript is spliced from 8 exons. Gene Ontology annotation, biological process: carbohydrate metabolic process; peptide modification. Bases 184 to 1716 code for a protein of 510 amino acids.